This is a messenger RNA of Fopius arisanus, 889 nucleotides long. Its product is annotated as MKI67 FHA domain-interacting nucleolar phosphoprotein-like. The record is from RefSeq and is a predicted model, not a curated record. Gene Ontology annotation, molecular function: RNA binding. Gene Ontology annotation, biological process: maturation of LSU-rRNA from tricistronic rRNA transcript (SSU-rRNA, 5.8S rRNA, LSU-rRNA). Gene Ontology annotation, cellular component: nucleolus. NCBI's taxonomy places the organism in Eukaryota, Metazoa, Arthropoda, Insecta, Hymenoptera, Braconidae.
AACUGAGCCUCUACUUUAAUCAAUCCUCUUUGGUGUAAACAGUAUCCCUGAAAAAUUGUCAUUCAGAGUUUUUAUUUCGAUUUUACAAUCAAUAAUUAUUCACAAUGAAGACUCGAAGGGAUCACAAACUAAAAACAGCUCUCAAAGUGAAAAAAGAGGCGAAAACUGGCGAGUCUUCCCUCAAAAAAGCUGUGAAGAACGUCAAGGAAAUAUUGAAGAAGGAUACGAAAAAGAGGAUAAAUACUGUUGUCAAGAAAGAGACAAAGCCAGUGUUGAAGAGACUAGUGAAGAAAGAUAAAAGCCAGAAGAAGCAGUCACAUGAUUUUAUUAGAGUUGAUGAGAGUAAGGAGAAGCUGUUAAAAAAAACUGCUGUAAAAAAAGAGUUUGGAGGUGCGAAGCAAGAAAGAGGAUUGAUAUACAUUGGACAUAUUCCACAUGGAUUUUACGAGGAGCAGAUGAGAGGAUAUUUCUCGCAGUUUGGAAAAGUGACACGAGUUCGAGUGUCCAGGUCUAAAAUCACUGGACGCAGCAAAGGCUACGGUUACGUCGAAUUCCUCCACCCAGAGGUGGCGAAAAUUGCUGCGGAAUCCAUGAAUAAUUAUCUGAUGAGUGGAAGACUCGUGAAAGCUGAAUAUAUACCACCGGAGAAGCAGCACGGGGGCUACUUCAGGGGUUUAAACUGGAAAAUCGGUGGCCAUCCAAAAUUAAAAACCCGAAGGAAAGCGAUUCAGAAUGCCAAUGGGCCAAUAACACAAGCUGACCACAACAAAUUCCUGAAAAAAACCGUAGGAAAACUCUCAAAGCUCUCCCAAUUGCUGAAGAACGAGGGAAUUGAUUUCAAGAUGAAGCUAGGCGAUGUAGAAAUUUAAAUACAUGUUCAUAAAUUUUA